CCCCGGGGGAGGCACCGGAAGGCGCCCGGCGCUGAUUCAUUGCAAUAAAUUGUUCCCGACGCGGCGAGGUUCGGUCAUCGCCGCCCGAGACGGAGUCGGAGCCGGAGCUGCAGCCGGAGCAGCAGCGGAGCGGCCGCCGGAGCAGCAGCGGAGCGGCCGCCGGAGCAGCCGAGGAGGGAGGAUGAAGAUGCAAGCCGAGAUUAUCCGCAAGGGCGAGCUGGAGAAGCGGAGCGACAGCCUUUUCCAGCUCUGGAAGAAGAAGCUGGUGGUGCUGACCAAGGACAGCCUCAGCCUCUUCCCCGACGGGCACAAGCGGGCCAAGGGCAAGGAGCUGGGCUUCGGCUCCAUCCUCAAGGUGGACUGCGUGGAGCGCACGGGCAAGUACAUCUACUUCACCAUUGUCACCAAAGACCGCAAGGAGAUUGACUUUCGGUGCCCGGAUCAGAGCUGCUGGAACGCCUCCAUCACAAUGGCCCUCAUCGACUUCCAGAACAAGAGGGCCAUCCAGGACUUCAAGAGCCGCCAGGAGAUGGAGCAGGCGGCGGGCGCCCAGGAGCGGCGGAUGGCCCGGGCGCCCUGAAGCCCCCCCUGCCCGCCCCAGAGCAUACCACUGGAUGAGAAACCAGAUCAAGUGUCUUGGACUGAAAUGGGACAGGGUACCAAUGAAGCAAAGCGAAGAAGAGAGCUGGAAGCAGCUUGGUUUUCUCCGAGCCCGUUGAGGCUGCUGAGCAAAGAGCCCUGAGCUUUGCCUGAGAUGCAUUUAAAGAAAAACCAAAGACUUUCAUAAAGGACUUCUGGCAAAGUGUUCACGUGUUUUGAGUGGGACAGCUUUGCAAACAAUUAUCUUCUAUUUAUGAGACGCAAGGAAGAUUCAACACUGACUGGUGGUGUUAAACACAGUUUAAAUUAUUUGUAGUAUCUAUAUUUGUAUUUAUUUUGAUGAAUGUCUUUCAGCAGUUACUGGUCUUAAUAUUGCUUUUGCAUUAAUAUGUCCAUUCCAAAUAAAUUACUUGAAAUGUUCACUUUU
This is a messenger RNA of Calypte anna (Anna's hummingbird), 1027 nucleotides long. It is a transcript of the gene PHLDA2, whose product is annotated as pleckstrin homology like domain family A member 2. Gene Ontology annotation, biological process: positive regulation of apoptotic process. The transcript has 2 exons. NCBI's taxonomy places the organism in Eukaryota, Metazoa, Chordata, Aves, Apodiformes, Trochilidae. The record is from RefSeq and is a predicted model, not a curated record. Gene Ontology annotation, molecular function: phosphatidylinositol phosphate binding. The coding region runs from base 182 to 580 and encodes 132 amino acids.